AGAUGUGGGGUUGUGUUAUACAUUCAAGUUUCACGAGAAGGCAAAGAGACAGGUGCACGUUCCAGGUCCCUCAUCCGGUCUGUCGUUUGUGAUCAAUGUGGAGCAGUAUGAGUAUUUGUUAACCCCACGCACCGCGGUCGGGAUUAAGGUGGCCGUCCAUGACCCCACGGAACCUCCUCGGAUGUUGGCAGAUGGAUUUAACGUGGCCGUCGGCACCCACACCUCCCUGGGGAUCAAACGUUACGAGUAUCAUACAUUGGCGUUAACUAAUAAUCUGAUCACCGGUGAGUCAACACAACCUAGUCCUGAGACGGCGGAUUGUUCCGAGAACCAGUCCGUGCAUUACUGUAACUGUGGUUUGGACAGGACACGUAUCAGGGGACAUGAUAAAAGAGACACCACAGAUGCGCCCAAGGAGUCGUUGCGCCUGUGUACCGUGAAAGAUUAUUUUACAUGUGUCAGGAAUUUCUCAGGUGUCCCCAUUCAUCGCGAGGAGUGCCCAUGCUUAAGAAGCUGCCACAGAGUGGAAUACGCCGUAUCUUUGUCUGAGGCCGCCAGUUCGCUGUACGCCGCGGAGAGUCGGGUACUAUCGCUGAACGAAGACUUGCCAGAACUGCCGGCACGGUUCCAGAAGGCCAGAGAUACUUACCACAGGAAGGACUUCACCACGUUCAUUCAUGAUACGCUCAUCCUGAACGAGACCUCCUGGGAAUUACAAUUAGUGAACGGGAGUUUCUGUUCGGCCCUGAAGCUUCUGAGUAACCACAGGAUUGAGUACGACAAUACUCUGAGGAAUUUAAAAGACAGAAUAACCUCCUUAAAUAAAAGCGUCAGCGUUCAUUCCCAUUUAUUUAUCCACGGCAAUCACGCUGGUUUCCACUUCUUAUCGCCGCCAUUAAAGACGACGAUAAAGAGCAUUUUGAGCAAGCAGGACAUUAUUGAGCACAUUGACAAUGGAAAUGAGCACCGUAUCAACGAGACUUUGAGCGGAAUCAUGCAAGAGUUAGGUCGUCUGGCUUUGGAAAGAUAUGACGUAAUUGUGACUGGUACAUUGCUGGAACAAAUUGAAAAGGAAGUAAAGCGAUUCCGGGAAGAUUUGGUUCUGGGUUACGGACAAAAAUACCGGGAAUUCAAUAGUUCGUUCAAGAUUUAUGACGAAAAGACACGGACUAUAAUGAACAUAACGUCCAAGCUGAUUAGCGACCUGAAACGAAAAUACGGAGAAAUCCGUAAUAUUAGUCAUUUGUUGCGUCAUCAUGACCGACAUAGCCGCAAACACAAACAGGAAACGAAGUCGAGGUUGUUAGGAUUUUUCGAAUCUGUGAAAAAGCUGGAACAAGGGCCAGUGAGGCUGUUGGUGGAAGGUUUACAUCAGCUCUCCGAGUUAUACGCAACACACAAGAAAAGCAUUGUGGCGAUGUACAGUGACAUAGAAAAGGCUGGUCAGUUCUUAGACUCCAAGGGACAUGAUAUGCAAGAGUCGUUCCAGUCCUUACAGACCUGGCUUAAAAAUAGUCGUGAACAUGUGGAGAGGCUGCAGUUGGAAUUAUCGGCAAUAGCUGUGCGUUAUGAAGAUGAAGAAAUCACACGAUCAGAGCUGAGCAGCCUGUUAAACGGGACAGACUUACAGAUGAGAUACAAGCAGCCAAGAACUUGCUGGACGACAUUGUCUCCUCCAUCGCUGUCCUGCACGAAAAGGCCUCCAUCUUGGCUAACCUGAGCGAACCGCUGUUGGUGAGAUUUCAAGAUUUCUCUCCGGACUCUCGCGAUGACGUGAACACUCUGCGAGACUCGCUUCAGUUCGACGGCUUCCAUCGUCUGUUAGAGAAUCCCAUGAAGCGCAUGGACGAGGCGCUGUCGGACAUUGUAGCAUUCCAGAUGGAUUUACAAGAAUACACCAGAGGCUGUAGGAUAAACGCUAAAUUUUACCAAAACAACUUCUUGCAGUUGGAUGUAUUUUUCCAAGAUAUGACGGAAACACAAAUUAUGCAGAGAAGGUCGUAUGGAUUUAUAGAUCUUUCAUGUGAUAUAGGUGGAUCGCUAUCUCUAUACCUGGGCGCUAGUAUUUUGACGUUCUUUGCCAUCUUGGAUUUGAUUUUACGGUCCAUUUCAUCGCAGUAGGAUGUUUCAUUUGGAUCAUUACUAUGCACGCGACGCGGGACAAUUCUUUAAAAUCUUCUGUCGUGAUUCGCCAAUCUUUAAAAAAAUGGCGGGACAGCUUCGGUUAGAGAGAUUGUCUGGGGAUUCCUUUCUG
This is a messenger RNA of Liolophura sinensis, 2254 nucleotides long. RefSeq lists its product as uncharacterized. The transcript has 8 exons. NCBI's taxonomy places the organism in Eukaryota, Metazoa, Mollusca, Polyplacophora, Chitonida, Chitonidae. The record is from RefSeq and is a predicted model, not a curated record. The coding region runs from base 182 to 1720 and encodes 512 amino acids.